AUGCCCAGCACGAACGAUUACCAUGUCAAUACGCAGUUCAGGAUGGGAGGAGAAGUAGCACCUGCUACCGCUAGGAUGAUGGGGAGCAAAAGUCAAAAUGAGCAGGCUCCCCUAAUGCCUCCAGUCGACGUUUCUGACGGUACUGGUGAAGUGAAGACUCGUCAGGGACAGAAAAGUGGCAGGCCUAGCGGCACAGAAUUAAAACAGUUUCAUCGUAAAUCGCUCGGAGAAUGGGAUUUCUUGGAAACUGUUGGUGCAGGCUCUAUGGGAAAAGUUAAACUGGCGAAACAUCGUUAUACAAAGGAGGUUUGUGCGAUAAAGAUUGUUAAUAGGGCUACAAAUGCUUUCUUACAUAAGGAGCAGUCCUUACCUCCUCCCAAAAAAGAGGAAGAGAUUUUGGAGAGGCAAAAGAAAUUGGAAAAAGAGAUAUCAAGGGACAAGAGAACUAUUAGAGAAGCUUCUUUGGGACAAAUAUUAUACCAUCCGCACAUAUGCCGUCUUUUCGAGAUGUGUACAAUGUCAAAUCACUUUUACAUGCUAUUUGAGUACGUUUCUGGUGGUCAGUUGCUGGAUUAUAUUAUUCAGCAUGGUUCUUUGAGGGAACAUCAUGCAAGGAAAUUUACUAGAGGUAUUGCUAGUGCUUUACAAUAUUUGCAUGCCAAUAAUAUUGUUCAUAGAGAUUUGAAGAUUGAAAAUAUCAUGAUAUCUACGUCGGGUGAGAUUAAGAUUAUAGAUUUUGGGCUAUCGAAUCUUUUUGAUAAAUCCAAACAAUUGCACACAUUUUGUGGCUCGUUAUAUUUUGCAGCACCUGAACUCCUGAAGGCCUCGCCUUAUACCGGGCCUGAAGUAGAUGUAUGGUCUUUUGGUGUGGUUUUAUACGUGUUGGUUUGCGGUAAAGUUCCCUUUGAUGACGAGAAUUCAAGUGUACUACAUGAAAAAAUCAAGCAAGGUAAAGUAGAGUAUCCCCAACAUUUAUCGAUAGAAGUCAUCUCGUUGUUAUCUAAGAUGUUAGUGGUAGACCCGCACAGAAGAGCAAGCUUGAAGCAGGUUGUGGAACAUCAUUGGAUGGUAAGAGGUUAUGAUGGUCCACCUCCUUCGUAUGUGCCCAAUCGUAUUCCUCUAACCCCAGAGAUGUUGGACAUGAAAGUUGUCAAAGAGAUGUUCCGCCUGGAAUUUAUCGAUGAUAUCGAUGAGACAAUGAAGUUUUUGCAUAUGAUAAUCUCAGAGGAUAGUUAUGUUCAUCUCUCUAAACUUUACUGGGCGUCUUUAGCUAACCUGAACGUACGCAGUACUAGUGGUGAUUUGAACAGUCCCACAGGUGGCGAUAUCACUAACUUGGACAGACAACAGGGUCACUCGUAUUCAAGGGAUACAUUCCAGGAUCCAACAAGGGCUUAUCAUCCAUUACUAUCCAUAUAUUACCUUGUUGACGAGAUGCUAAGACGUAAAUUAGCCAAGUUUCAAAGAAAGCAACAGACAGCCGCUUCACAACAACAACAACAACAACAACAACAACAACAACAACAACAACAACAGCAGCAGCAGCAACAACAGGAACAACUCAAAUUGGAGAAGCCCAUUCAAAUUGAACAUGCUCAACCUAAUCCUUCUGCAUCAGAGGCAAUACCUCAAGUUUCAAAUGAUGUGCAUAAAGAAGAAAGAAGCGGGGUGGCUGCGCCAUUAGUAUCUCCUCCAAUUACCACUCCCUCCAGUGGUGGGAAGCAAAGACCAUUGCAAGUUUUAGUACCGCCUAGACUAGCAAUUCCAGAACAAGCACAUACAUCACCAACUACUAAGAAAGGAAUUGAGUCAGGUAGAGAACCAGAUUUGGUCCUGUCUCCAAUUCCUCAAGUUAACGACUAUCAACAGCGCAGCAGCUCUCCCAUACCUUUGGAAACAACAGAUAAACCUAAAUUUGGCAAUAUAUUCAGAAAACUAUCACAGCGUCGCGCUCAGCAUCACGGUGAACAAUCUUCACCAAAUCAACAACCAAGACCUCAAAAUCUUCAACCACCUCAGAUACAGAUAUCUGCAGAAGAUGGAGGGAAACGCGUACCGAAGACUCACUCUCGUGCCAUUUCAGAGUGCACACCUGCAUCUGUCAAAAUUGGCUCUUAUGGACCCGCUUCGAAUGCUGAUCACAGAAAGAUAUUAAACACCCCGAUGAGGUCGGCCUCACAAAAACAGCAUGCUGAUCUUCCAGCUCUACCUAUGAACGCGGAGUCCAUGGUACAACAGCAGCGUGAAAAGCUAGUUGAACGCGACAUGGCAAAGCUAAAUGUCGCUGAUUCCUCGACUUCGUCCGCUCAGGCUGAUGAGCAGUUUAAUGGUGAUGAUUCCUUUCCUCAAGAUGAAAGUAAACCACUACCGCCAUUAAACGUUACUAAAGGACGUAAGCUGCAUCCAAGUGCUAGAGCUAAAUCCGUGGGUCAUGCUCGUCGUGAAUCCUUGAAGUUUAUGAGACCGCCAGUUCCAGCGGCUGUAGCACCAAGAGACUACGACGAAAAUGGCUUCUUGGAGUACAAUGAUGAUAAUAGAAGCUACAAUAAUGGUACUGAUGCAAGUACUAGUGGUGCCACCGAUAUGGUCCGGACCACAGGAGGAAGUACAGGCUAUUCAAAUAUCGACGAUGCUACUGUUUCAAAGUCAAGAGAUGGAGAACUUACAGAUGAACAAAUUUUACAAGAGGCUUCAAAAGCGCCUCCCGGAUCUAUGCCUUCUAUCGAUUACCCACGUUCAUUAUUCCUCAAAGGUUUCUUCUCUGUUCAAACAACAUCCUCCAAACCACUGCCAAUUGUCAGAUACAAGAUUAUGUUUGUUUUGAAGAAGAUGCAUAUUGACUUUAAGGAAGUGAAAGGUGGAUUUGUUUGUGUGCUGAAAUUCUCUAACCCAGUAACUCAUGGCAUUGCAGAGGGUGCUCCUGCCGCUCAACAGCAGCAGCAAUUCCUUCAGCCAGCGGCCGCUGCAGAUGUCAUUCAUAGAAGAUCCGGCUCUCGUCACGGAUCGAUAAGACGUCAAGGAUCCAUGAAGUACACUCAACCUGGUAUGCCAUCGACACCAAUGUCAGCCAAUCAUGAAAGAAACUUAUCUAUGACGUCAUCACCUCGUCCAACAGCUUCGGACGAUUUGUCGUCACAAUCUUUGGAGUCUAUGCAUCAAGAGGACAUACUGACAACUUCCAUGGCUCAGGAUAUGAACAAAUUGGAAAAUGAACAAGAAGAGCUGGUCAGUAAUAAGGAAAAACCACCCGUCAAGUUCGAAAUUCAUAUUGUCAAAGUUCGUAUUGUGGGUUUGGCAGGUGUACAUUUCAAAAAGGUUUCAGGUAAUACCUGGAUGUACAAAGAACUAGCGUCUGAGAUUUUGAGGCAAUUGAAUUUAUGA
This is a messenger RNA of Torulaspora delbrueckii, 3381 nucleotides long. RefSeq lists its product as uncharacterized. Gene Ontology annotation, cellular component: cytoplasm. NCBI's taxonomy places the organism in Eukaryota, Fungi, Ascomycota, Saccharomycetes, Saccharomycetales, Saccharomycetaceae. Gene Ontology annotation, biological process: intracellular signal transduction; microtubule cytoskeleton organization; protein phosphorylation. The coding region runs from base 1 to 3381 and encodes 1126 amino acids. The record is from RefSeq and is a predicted model, not a curated record. The transcript has a single exon. Gene Ontology annotation, molecular function: ATP binding; tau-protein kinase activity; protein serine/threonine kinase activity.